AUGGCCAGCACGACACUAUCACCACUCAUCAUCGUUGUAUCCGGUGGUGGACCGGUUGGACUCACUUUUUCGCUUAAUAUUGCCGGGAUGAUGGGUGAACAUGUCAAAAUUAUUAUUUAUGAGGGCCGAUGGUUUGUUGAUGAACAUGAUAUUACUCGUUGGCAAGGUGAAGAGCAGGGCAACAUUCGUCGUGAUCAAGUUGUUACUUUACAAGACCAUGUUAUUGAACAAAUGCCUACUUUUAUUCAAGAAGGUCUGUUCCAAAAUAUAAACGAACGUGUAUGGCCAACAUCAAGAAAUAUUCCAAUAAGAGAAGUUGAAGAUCGACUUCUUGAUCUAAUUCAACCGUUUGUUCAAAAUGGUCAAGUGGAAUUAAUUCCUGAACAGUUAAAUGAACAAUCUAGACAUUUGAUCGAAGGUGAUUUUGAUGUAUUAGUGGGUGCCGAUGGAUCGAAUUCGUUUGUUCGUCGUUACUAUAAUAUUCAAAUGAUCAGCGAAGGCAUCGAAUAUGCGUGUGGUGUAGCAUAUAAUAUACCUGAGGAUGUGCCACAAGUAGAUGAACCUCUUCAUCAAGCACUUAAUUGUAUAUUAACGAUCUCACAAACACGUUAUUUAGUAAACUCGUCAGCGAGCCGUCGAGGUUAUCUCAAUAUUCGUUUAAUUCAAAAUGAAUAUGAAGAGUUACGUGAAUGUCUGCAACCAUUUCAAAAUCGUAAUGCAUCUUUAAAUUUAUUAGAUUAUGACAAAUGUCCAUGUUCACCUGUAUGGUCAAUUGUUCGACAAGGAUUGGACUUUUUUAAAAUAUCUGCAAAGUAUGUUAUUCGUGUUGUACCAAUCGAGAUUAAUGUUCGACAUGCAUCAAUUGUCGUUCGAGAACUUCGUUUUGAAAUUAACAAAACACAAUCAACAACAUCGACAACAGACAAUGUGAGUGGCAGUCAGAAGAAACAAUUUAAGACAAUGUUAGCAUGUCUUGCUGGUGAUGCGGCAAUGAAUGUACAUUUCUGGCCCGGUCGAGGUAUGAACAGUGGAAUGAAAGCAGCUAUGGCACUUGCUCGAAAUAUCCUUCGUACGUGUACAUCUACAAUAUCACCUUAUUCAAUCGAAGUUCGUACUCCACUUCGAUUCCUCGAUUUUCUCGAUUAUGAAGGUUUUAUGGCUCGUCUUAGAGCACGUGAGCAACAAGGCCGUUCAUUACGUAUUCUUAUGGAUCCGAUCGAUGCAAGUGUUGGAGAAGCUUAUACCUAUCCUCAUUUACAACCAUGUUAUAAAACAUAUACAAAGAACCUGUAUGAAAAGUUGAAAGAAACAAGAUUACGUCUGGAUCACCGAUCCGAUUGGCCUCAUCAAACAAGAUCAGUAACCGAUGAAGAAUUACAAUCUGCAUAUAAACGAAUUAAUCCUAAUGCUGUCGCUCAACUUUCAUUAGCUAAUCCAUGGCCAACACGAGAAAUGAGUGGUACUGAAGUUCUUGUCGAACAUACUUUUCCAUUCAAUCAGAAACAAUUUUUACCUAUACCAACAAUAGGAGAUGUUACUUCAGAUCGUCGAGGAGGUUUACUUGAACCAACGAUAGAAAAAGUCACUUUAGAUCGUCAACGAAGCAUUAUCAUUCAACAUCACUUUCUCAUUUUAUGGAUCACUGGUGACAAGAUGAAUAAAAAUACAAAGAAAAUUAUUGAUUCAAUUCAGACUUCUCCUAAAUUCACCGAUUCAUCAACAACAGCAACAGUGACAACAAAUCAGCCGCAGAAUUCAUCUAUGGGAAGUUUUCACGAACUAUAUGUAGUUCGUACUGUUAGAGAAGCUCAAAAGUGGAUAGCGAAGAAUCGUCAACGUUUAGAAACGCAUGACACUCUCUUCAAAGUGAUUACUGCAUGGUCGCUUAACAAAGAAAAAACGGCAGUAGAUGUAAUUCAAGCAGUUCGUGCUGAUACAUCACGUGUUCCCGUAUUAAUUUUUACGAAUACACCUGAACAAACACAACCAGCACUUCAAUUUCCAAAUGUUAAUGCUACUUAUGAAGUAUACGAUUUGUAUGAGUUUGUCGGUAUUAAUCAAGAGACACAGUGGAAUUCAGGCUGUCCUGUAUCACCUGUUGGGAACUCACUAUAUACUUCAGAGCAAAACAAAACAAAAUCUAACACAUUCAGACAAAAUGGAAUUAUUUGUGCAGGUGGAAAUGGAUAUGGAAAUCAAUUAAAUCAAGUCUCUUAUCCUCAAGGAAUCUUUAUAGAUCAUCACAACAAUAUUUUCAUUGCUGAUUAUUCGAAUCAUCGUAUUGUUGAGUGGAAAUGUCAUUCGAACAAAGGACAAAUCAUUGCUGGAGGAAAUGGUCAAGGAAACAGAAUUGAUCAGUUGUCUCAUCCAACAGAUGUUCUUGUUGAUAAACAAAAUAAUUCUUUGAUCAUUUCUGAUCGAGAAAAUAGACGAGUAAUCCGAUGUUUUCGUGAAAAUGAAGCAGAACCACAAAUUCUCAUUUCUGAUAUCGAUUGUUUUGGUCUGUCAAUGGAUAAAAAUGGAUCUAUUUAUGUUUCUGAUUCGAAGAAUAAUGAAGUGAGACGAAGGAAGGAAGGAGACGAAAGAGGAACAAUUGUUAUAGGUGGAAAUGGACAAGGAGAUCAUCGCAAUCAACUCAAUAACCCUAGUUUCAUCUUUGUUGGUAAAGAUGAUUCUCUUUAUGUAUCAGAUACUUUUAAUCAUCGCGUGAUGAAAUGGAGAAAAAAUGCAAAGGAAGGAAUUGUUGUUGCUGGUGGAAAUGGUAAAGGAAAUAGUCUCCAACAAUUGUCUCUUCCACAAGGAAUGAUGGUUGAUCAUUUGGGUCAAAUCUAUGUAACAGAUUAUGACAACCAUCGAGUGAUGCGUUGGUGUGAAGGAGAUGUAGAAGGUGAAAUUGUUGUUGGUGGAAAUGGAAGAGGAGAAGAAUUAAAUCAAUUGAAUUAUCCCAGUGGUUUAUCAUUUGAUGAUGAAGAGAAUCUUUAUGUUGCUGAUAGCGACAAUCAUCGAAUACUAAAAUAUGAAAAAUGUCCUGAUUAA
Molecule: messenger RNA, 3036 nt
Organism: Adineta steineri
Lineage: Eukaryota; Metazoa; Rotifera; Eurotatoria; Adinetida; Adinetidae
Source: the annotation of a GenBank genome assembly